Striga hermonthica is the source of this 1449-nucleotide messenger RNA. NCBI's taxonomy places the organism in Eukaryota, Viridiplantae, Streptophyta, Magnoliopsida, Lamiales, Orobanchaceae. The record is from the annotation of a GenBank genome assembly.
AUGGGUAGCAUCGAGCCAUUCAAUCGGCUGGUUAAGCUGGCGGCGAGGGCUUUCUAUGACGACAUAAGUACGAAAGGUGAAAAUCAGCCCAAGACUGGGAGGGGCGACAACAGAGGGAUUGCUGUGGUUAUUCUCGAUGCUCUUACUCGGCGUCAGUGGGUGAGGGAAGAAGAUUUGGCAAAGGACUUGAAGCUUCAUACGAAGCAACUUCGUCGUACCCUGAGGUUCUUUGAAGAAGAAAAGCUAGUCACUCGUGAUCACCGGAAGGAGACAGCCAAAGGGGCAAAAGUAUACAAUGCUGCAGUAGCUGCCACUGGUGAAGGUCAACAAACUGGAAGGGAAGGGGACGAAAAACUCAAGAUGCAUACCCACUCAUACUGUUGCCUAGAUUAUGCACAGAUAUACGAUGUGGUAAGGUACAGAUUGCACCGAAUGAGGAAAAAACUGAAGGAUGAACUAGAGAGCAAGAAUACAGUGCAGGAGUAUAUAUGCCCCAAUUGCAGUAAGAGAUACACUGCCCUUGAUGCACUCCGGUUGAUCUCCCCAUAUGACGAGUACUUCCACUGUGAAAGCUGCAAUGGGGUGCUUGUGGCUGAAAGUGACAAGUUAGCUGCACAAGAAGUGGGAGAUGGAGAUGAUAAUGCGAGAAGGCGCCGUCAUGAAAAAAUAAAAGACAUGCUGACAAAAAUGGAGGAACAACUCAAACCGCUAAUGGAUCAGCUUGCAAGGGUGAAGGAUUUGCCUGUUCCUGAAUUUGGAAACCUUCAGGCUUGGGAACUUAGAGCUAAUGCAGCUAACCGGUCUGCCAAUGGAGAAAUGAAUAACAAUGACCCUUCUAAGUCUUCACAGGGCCUUGGUUUUGGUGGAACACCUAUGCCUUACGUUGGGGAAACUAAGGUCGAAGUUGCUUUUUCUGGUAUUGGGGAUAAAGGAGAAGAUGUCAAAUCAGCAAACACAAGUACACCUAUGAAGGUUUUACCCCCAUGGAUGAUUAAGGAAGGGAUGACUCUCACAAAAGAGCAACGUGGAGAGGCCAGCAAAGAGAUGAAGAUGGACGGGAGUCACGGGACACUGAAAGCUUCCGAGCUUUCUGAUGACAAAAAAUCCACAAUUGCUGAUGACGAAGCAAAGAAAAUACAGGAUGCAUAUAUCAAAGCUUAUUAUGAUGCUCUACUUAAGCGCCAACGUGAACAAGAAGAAACAGUCAAGAAGGAACAAGAGUCAGCUAGUGCUACAAUCUCUAAUGAGGGCUAUAACUCACCCACCGAUCGCCAAGUUGGCAUGAAGUCAAAACGGGAUGAUGAUGAUUAUGAUGGUAAUGGUGUUCAAUGGGAGGAAGCUCCUCCUACAGCUACAGGUGGCAGAACUGAACGCUUUAAAGUCGACUUGAAUUUGGAAGCUGAACCUUCUGAAGAUGAAGAAGAUGACAUAGAUUGGGAGGAAGGAUAG